Messenger RNA from Eurypyga helias (sunbittern), 1411 nucleotides. Its product is annotated as potassium voltage-gated channel subfamily KQT member 1-like. Gene Ontology annotation, biological process: transmembrane transport; potassium ion transport. The record is from RefSeq and is a predicted model, not a curated record. The annotation marks the transcript as partial. The transcript is spliced from 10 exons. Gene Ontology annotation, cellular component: membrane. Lineage: Eukaryota; Metazoa; Chordata; Aves; Eurypygiformes; Eurypygidae. Gene Ontology annotation, molecular function: voltage-gated potassium channel activity.
AUGUCCUGUGAUAGCACGGAAACUGUUGGGCAUUCGAUGUAUAACCUCUGCGGACAUGUUCAAGGUUCCAGUUCCCAGCUGAGCAGCCUGAAUGGAAAUAGGAAAUCUGCAGCAUCGCUGGAAGUCAGGCGGAACCUAAGCAAUAUGCAGUAUUCUGCCGUGGCGCUGGAUCCAGAAACCCUAGUGAAUAAUGGAUCUGGGAUUCCCCACAACCCAGAGGAAGGCACAAAGGCUGCAGCCUUGCCAGAAAGUGAAGUCCACAGGGCCUGUACAACAAAGUGUUUCCACAGCCAUUAUUUAACGAAAACCAGUACACAGGGAGACGUCUACAACUUCCUGGAGAGGCCCAGUGGAUGGAAGUGUUUUAUCUAUCAUUUUGCUGUGUUUCUCUUGGUUCUGAUUUGUUUAAUAUUCAGUGUGCUGUCUACUAUAGAGCAUUAUUCUGAAUUUGCCACUGGAACACUUUUCUGGAUGGAAAUAGUUCUGGUUGUGUUUUUUGGUGCUGAAUAUGUGGUCCGAUUGUGGUCUGCAGGCUGCAGAAGUAAGUAUGUUGGCUUCCAGGGAAGAAUACGGUUUGCCAGAAAGCCAAUAUCCGUUAUCGAUCUAAUUGUGGUAGUAGCCUCAAUUAUUGUUCUGAGCAUAGGAUCUAAUGGACAGGUGUUUGCCACCUCUGCAAUAAGGGGGAUCCGGUUUCUCCAGAUACUUCGCAUGCUUCAUGUAGAUCGACAGGGUGGCACCUGGAGACUAUUAGGAUCAGUUGUUUUCAUUCAUCGUCAGGAACUCAUAACCACGUUGUACAUCGGAUUUUUGGGAUUAAUUUUUUCAUCCUAUUUUGUGUAUCUUGCUGAGAAGGAUGCAGUUGAUGAGGAUGGAAAGACAGGUUUCUCCAGCUAUGCUGAUGCCCUUUGGUGGGGUGUGGUAACGGUCACAACAAUUGGUUAUGGAGACAAAGUUCCCCAGACAUGGAUUGGGAAGACAAUAGCUUCCUGUUUUUCAGUAUUUGCUAUAUCUUUCUUUGCUCUUCCAGCGGGAAUUUUGGGGUCUGGUUUUGCCCUGAAAGUACAGCAAAAGCAACGUCAGAAGCAUUUCAACAGACAAAUCCCAGCUGCAGCUUCUCUAAUUCAGACUCUGUGGCGGUGCUAUGCAGCAGAGAAAUCCUGCAGUUCUACAGCAACAUGGAAGAUCUACGUUACAUCACCAGUGCAAAAUCCCAAAAAACCACCAGCGCCAUCUAGCCCUAGUCUGAGAAAACAAGCUAGAAGAUACAAAAGAAAAGGGAAACUGGGCUGUGGUAAUGGUUCUACACCUGUAAUAAACCCGGGAGAGAAUUCCUUGUCUAUUCCACAGAUCACUUAUGAUCACACUGAACAAGAAGACAAAGAAGUGACUUUCUACAUUGAUGAACCAGGAG